Molecule: messenger RNA, 881 nt
Organism: Ostrea edulis (European flat oyster)
Lineage: Eukaryota; Metazoa; Mollusca; Bivalvia; Ostreida; Ostreidae
Product: 60S ribosomal protein L7a-like
Exons: 7
Coding region: 44-850 (268 amino acids)
Biological process (GO): ribosome biogenesis
Cellular component (GO): ribonucleoprotein complex
Source: RefSeq, a predicted model, not a curated record
AAUAAUAUGAAAACGAGAUUCGGUCUCUUCCGGGUCAGUCAUUAUGCCUAUGAAAAAGAAAGGGAAAAAGAAGGUGGCAGCAGCCCCAUUAGUGGCCAAAAAAGUUGCUGAACCUAAAAAAGUCGUUAACCCCUUGCUUGAAAAGAGACCACGAAACUAUGGAAUAGGUCAAGAUAUUCAGCCUCAACGUGACUUGAGUCGCUUCGUAAGAUGGCCCAAAUACAUCCGUCUCCAGCGUCAAAGAGCAGUGUUGAUGCAGAGACUGAAGGUCCCUCCACCAAUCAACCAAUUCAGUGGUUCACAGGCCCUUGACAGGCAGACAGCUACUCAGUUGUUCCGUCUGAUGGAUAAGUACAAGCCUGAAUCCAGACAGCAGAAAAAGGCUCGUCUAAAAGCCCGGGCUGAGGAGAGGGCUGCAGGAAAGGAGGACAAGCCUACCAAACGACCCCCUGUCAUGAGGUCAGGGGUCAACACAGUGACUGCCUUAGUGGAGCAGAAGAAAGCUCAGCUGGUUGUCAUUGCCCAUGAUGUUGACCCAAUUGAAAUUGUUAUAUUCCUACCAGCUUUGUGCAGGAAGAUGGGAGUACCAUACUGCAUUGUGAAAGGAAAGGCAAGGUUGGGACGUGUAGUGCACAGGAAGACUACCACGUGUCUGGCCUUCACCAAUGUCAAUUCAGAGGAUAAAAAUGCACUGAAUAAACUGUGUGAGGCUGUAAAGACCAACUUUAAUGACAGAUACGACGAGAUUCGUCGACAUUGGGGAGGUGGUCAGAUGGGAUCUAAAUCUCAAGCUCGCAUUAACAAACUUGAAAAAAUCAAGGCUCGUGAACUUGCCCAGAAAAUGGGAUAAAAGACUGGAUAAUAAAUAAUGGCUGAAUAGC